GGCUAGGUCAGUCUCUGUCUGAGUUGGGAGACGUUUCAGUAGAAUAUGAUCGAGAGCAUCGAGAGCACACAAGGACUACUUUGCUAGUGUUGUAGGACGGAGAGUAAUGGUGAGUCAUAUAGUUCGUCGUAGUCGUCAUGGUCGUGACAAAAGAGACGAGAGAACAAGGGGGGGCUGAGAUUGUCUGCUUGUUUACUCUCGUAAGACGUCGGGAGCAUUUGAAACUGAUGGCACAAGUGGAGACGUGUUGUAUUGGAGAUUCAUGCAGUGAAAUGUUUCAUGACACCCUCGACCUUCCAAACAUUGUAAGGUUUUAGCUGAAGAGAAUCAAGGACUCAACGUUAUAGUAUACAUUUGCAAGUGCUCGAUGCACUAGGUUACUUAAGUGCGAGGAGCACCCGACGUAUUAUUGAUAGAGGUGCUCACCGGAGGAGUGUGCCUACAAGUCGUGGGACUAGUGAGAGAUAGCCAUCUGUAAUAGAGGGAGGCCUCUAAGUAUACGCCCGAAGAGGACGAAAGACUGACAGCGCGGACAAUUUCACUACCUGCACCAGGAAGCAAUAGUAAUAAAUUUCUAACGGAAUGAUAGGCGUGCUUGGGGAUAAGAGUAGUAGACCCGUCCAGAAGUACUAUGAGUCAUGCGGCGUCCGGGGGCCCGUUCGCGACAUAUGCCCUUGUUGCAGUAAACACAGCCGUUUUUUCACUGCAUUCACUGAGCUCGUACCGGUUUGAAGACGGCUGGUCUGAUGAUCAUGAACGACGAGGUGCUAGUGCAACUAUUUCCUCCUCAAUCUCAAAGGCGGGAAAUAUUAAGAAUAAAUCGGCGGACCGCCCGGCGGAGGCCCUCUUCCUCGUUCGACAUCGAGAGAGCGCUGCAGAGAAUAAGCAGACUACAGCAUCAUCAUCAACAAGUAGUUCUGCAAGUGCAACCACUCAAGGAGAUGGGAACACACAUUAAGGGUAGGCUAAAGGUGUUCCUGUUACCGUUUGUUUUGCCUGUCCUAAGGGAGAAAGGCAGAGCAAACGGGAAACAGGAACUCCAAAAUCCUACCUCUAAGAACAUCAGAAAGUCACCGAAGCUCCUGCACGGACGAGCGAGACUUGCUCAACAUGCGAGCAGUUGCCAACGUUGCCGCCAGGAGCACCAGCACGACGAGGUGGCACUUUUUUUGCCACUUCUCCAACUGUUUUCAACACCCAUGGAAACGAGAACGACAAGGUUUUCCACUCUGAGGGCUCCUUGUCUGAGGGCACGAAAACAGCAGACUCAUUUUAAGGCUCCAGUAUUAUCAAGCUCCUGCAGAUGGAUUUGCGGUUGUGCUGGAAUUCAGUUGAUUUACUUAUAGACCUCGUUUUUAUCUUGUCUUCUUCUAUCUCACUCGUCACUGGUCUUGUUAUAUUAGUUUGAGAGCUUGUUGCUAAAUAUGCCUGCUUAUCACUGGUCUUGCUAUAGGUGAAAGCUUGUUGCUAGAUGUGACUAUUUUAUUGGGGUGCGUCUAAUCAUUAUGUCGGCGCGUGGCGAACCUCCGACAAGCUCUCAUGUCACGGCAGUGGUGGGAUGUGCAUUUCACCGCGACUUUUAGUGACGUAGCGCCAUUCUUUGAAGCCAGGACGAACACCACCAUUCUAUGUAGAACUUCCAAAUCCAAUCCAAUCAGGCAGCCACCUGAAUAAUCACACAGCCCGGUGGAUGAAUAGCAGAAUCGUAGUCGUAGUCCUGCUCUCUAAUUUCAUAGUACUCACACAUUUUCAUUAGGACAGAACUCGUGCAGCUCCAUCAUCUCUUCUGUGUGGCAAUUACUAAAUGAUCCUAGAUAAAUCACGUUUGGAAGCCUUCUGAGUACUAGUAGUACAUCCUUAAUAUCAUUUUUAGACGUCAAGAGGAAUGAUCCAAGGAGGAAGGCAGCAGCUCACUGUCACUCAGCCACGACGGAUAUUAAUGACGGAUAUUGAUGCUGUACUGGUAUUACUUCUAAGUAUGAUUCCUGAUCCUGCUUGCAUGCAGAGGACUGCGAGCUGCUGUGCGAGCACUGCGGAACAGGAUCAGAGCAUGCCUGUUUGUGCAGGUUCGACGAUGACUUCCUCUAUCGACUUCCGCCCCGUAACUAUUGCAAGGAGCGAGGAGGAGGAGAGACGCAAGAAAGGGCGUUGUUACACACUUGCAACGUGUAACUUCAUGCACGCGACGCUUACCCACUUCGGGUUCAACGUGCUCACGCUCCUCUUCCUGGGCCGCGACGUCGAGUUCAUCCUGGGGCCGCAACGAUUCUUAGGACUCUUUUUGGGUACGUCUUGUACUUGGUGUUCAUUUGUUUUGUAAUUAUACUAUUAAGGCCCCGCGACGCUCAAAGCACUAAGUAAAGCAACCGGCUAGUUUUCACCUCCACAAUCUUAGGCCUAUCCCACGCAACAAUGUAAUUAUACUAUUAAGGGUAGGUCAAAGGUGCUUUUGUUACCGUUUGUUAUGGCUCUCCUAAGGGGGACGGCCAUAACAAACGGGAUAAACGAACACCAAAAACCUACCUCUAAUACUAGACACGACGGACUAGUUCCAUGCAUGUACAGCCUUAGUAUUGGGUGAUGUUCUUCAAUUCGUUUUGAUAGAUACGACGAGUAUGAAUAUAAUUUCAUAUUAGGUCCAAUUCUGGAACGUAGUUGCGCUUGUACUUCCUCUGCUUUUUGUGAAAAGUUUCUUUUAAAAGUACGAAUCUCGUGUUUUUCCUCCUGACUCAACUUUAGUAUCUUGAAUUUUGCUAGGGUAGAGCUAGAGGCUUAGGUCUAAUUGCGACGCGUCACGCACUAAGAGAACAACCGGCUUCUACGUUUCCUUUUCCAUCCAAUUUAUUACCUUGAAUUUUUUUUGCAUUGCUUGAUAAUAUUCUAAGGUCUACAUCAUGCCUAUUAAUUUGAAAGAACAACUAUAUACCAUGAUCGAUUCAGCAGGGUCAGCCACCGCAUCGUCAGCCGCACAAGUCUUGUACUUGGGUCUCGUUGCUAACGAGCGUGGCACACGCUGUCUCGGCUCCAGUGGCGGUGUUUGUUCCUUGCUGGCUUUCGCAGCCGUGGUUGCUCCAACUGCUGUCAUUUACUGGUUAAGGCUACUUCUAUCAGAUAGUAGAGGCUAACCGCAAGUGCUCGUGGCUCUGCUUUCAAUACUAAAGAACAUAAUCGUAGUUGAUCGACGUGCCGUAUUAUUGGGUAGGGACUGUCGAUGCGGUUUUUUCUGCGUAAGAUUUAGAUUAUCUAUAAGCAUAAAAUCUUGUUAAGAUACAAGAAAGUCCUUUCGUUUUUUUAUAGAAGAAUAGCUUCACUUGAAUUCCAAGGCCUACGAGACUGUUAAAAACUAGGUUAGCCCCUUCAUCCAAUCAUUAUUGGGUAGGGGCUGUGCUGAGUGGGUAGUCUUUGAUUUGAGGGGGAUACUUAAUCUUGUUUAGGAAGAUCAAGAAGAUGAAGAUUUCUUUUUUGAGGGGAAGGAACAGUACAUCACCAAAGAACCGCGAAGAGUGAUCGACUAUUAUUUACCUUUAAGCUGGUGCGGCUUCGUGCCCAUUCCGCUCUGGGUGUGCCUGACCCUACUGGUUUCGGCGGAUGUCGCGCUGCCGCUCUUGUGUCCUCAACUAGAACGCUUUUUGCUCAACGGAAACACUUCUCACAUUGAGAAGAGACAUCUUCUGGAAAACAAGAGUAAGAAUUAAGGGCUUCCGAAUUACAUCCCUCACUGCCAUCCUCGGCUCCUGUUCAAGGGGAAAAUAGGCCAAGGAUGUUCUGAAGGAUGCAACUUGAAUUCGGCAACCUUUAAAAGAAAGAAGUAGUACUAACCGAGCAGGACGACCUUAAUGAAGUUGAAGAUAGAACUAUUUCUUCAGUCUCUUCAGUAUCAGUUUCGUCUCGUUCGGCUGCGCCUGGUGAAGACGUGGCUCCUGUCCGGCGAAGCUCUAGUGCUACUGGCGAGCAGCUACUCGAACUCCAGUCGUGUGAGACCCGAGCCGCCACGGCAGUAGAGCCGCCAGCGUAUUCCGUGGCCCACACAGCUCACCUCGCUGGCGUCAUAUUUGGCGUUGGGGCGGGUCUACUUCAUCGCUAUUCAUCGCGUGCACAACGAUUCUCAUUUUCUCGCCUAUCGUCGUCGUCGUCUUCAAUUAUACCAAAUAAGGGAAAGCCAGCAUUUUUGAAACGGAAGCUUUCGGCUGCGACCUAAGAAAGUGUGAGGAACUGCAUGGAUAGUUUCGUAAAGUCCAUUCUCUCUGGUCGUUUCCACCAUGGUCGUGUGAGUGCAGAUUCUUUUCAUAAAUGAUCUGCUCUUUAUUUUCUUGUAAACGAACAAAAGUUUCGGAAAAAAAGAACACAAGAAGAAAAAAUGAGUUUAGGAAGGAUGUCCAUAGAUAAGCGUCCGUGAAUAUCAAAGUAUUUUUUCGACGCGGCCUUGGCCUUGAGUUUUUUCUUGU
Amoebophrya sp. A25 is the source of this 4445-nucleotide messenger RNA. Lineage: Eukaryota; Dinophyceae; Syndiniales; Amoebophryaceae. The record is from the annotation of a GenBank genome assembly.